AUGGAGGCGGGCGGCUGCCGCAUGGGCGGCGCGGGGCCGGGCGCCCCGGCCAUGAUCACCCUGGAGGACCUGGACGGGAUGGCGGAGGAGAGCCCGGACUCGGCGUACCACAGCCACGGCAGCAGCCUGGAGGAGGAGCGCGUGGAGGACGAGGAGCAGGAGCGGCUGCUGAGCUACUGGCAGAGCGUGGGCAGGGGGCACCAGGUGGACGUGCCGCGGGACAUGGCAGAGCCAAUUCAGCAGCUGACCAGGAAUAACAACCCCCAGGAGAGACAGACCAUCCCAUUUACUCUCAUCCAGCGCAAAGAAAAGCUUGGAGAUCUGCUCUACGAAAAGCGUCAGUACGGGAAAGCCAAGUGGGCUUGUAUAAAAAUGAAAGAGAAACAGUAUGAGCAGAGCAUAUGCCUUGGAUUCAUGAAGCUUAUGAGGUACAUUUGUGAGCAGAAUUCCUCAGGGCUGUACUUGGGGAUAACAAUACCCAUUGUGACCAUAGUCCAUACAAAUGAGUCUCAGUCGGAGAUGACACAGUCAGUGACAGUAGCUUACUACCUGCCUGAAGUGCUGCAGGACGAGCCCCCUCAUCCUUUUGACUCUGACAUCAUCAUUGAAGAAUGGCCUUCUACUAUUGUUUAUAGUAGGAGCUUCAGAGGAAUCACCAAUGAAGACUCCAUUAUGAGAGAAAUAAACCUGUUGGCGGAAAUUCUGGAGAGUCCUGAGUUAUGUUUGCAGGACACAUUCAUCAUUGCAGGAUACACAAACCCAGCUGCUGCCAACAGACACAACGAGAUCUGGUUCCUCCAAAGACCUUAGCCUCCCAUUCCUGGUGCCUGUCAGUUCCCAGAAUCCGUUCUGGUUCACUGGCAGAGCCACGCGAGACGAGAUAUCAAACCCUCCAAGAUUUUAGACACGUGGCUUUUAGCCAGUUUAGCAAGGCAAUCACUCCAGCAAUCUGAGGUAACACCUGAAACACAGUUUCCUAUGCCAACUUUUACAGGUUGUACUCAAUCUUUAUGGAGAUUUUUAACACUUCAAAAGUUAUACACCUUAUUUUUUUUUUUUUACAAGGUACAGGAGACAGAGACCUCUCUCCUCUUUCACUUAUUAGCAUCCCUAGACUGCUGGUGGCUCGGGAUGGUCCUAGGGGAGACCCUGGAGCCCCUGGCCUGCUCUGGGCACCCCGUGCUGCACCAGCUACACAAAGCCCUGCUGGGGCUUUCAGUGUUUCAGUUUCACAUUCCAACCACCUCAGACAUGCUGGCUAUGCUUCAGAAAGACAAUGUUCAGGUCUUAAUUUCUGAAGAGAACUACCAGAUUUAGACCACUGGGAUGAGACAAAAGGUGUAAAACCAAGCCACUGCUGACUGCUUUAGUGUCAUCAUCUGUGGAUUAGAUUCUUAAUGCUUACCUCAAAAAGCAUUCAACCAAAGUACUUCUAACCUUGAGAAGAGACCAAGAAGGCAGAACAGUCCCAAUGCUCAUUACAGUUUCAAUAGCAAAAGUUACAGGUAACCUUAAUUUUUAAGAUUCACUCCCCAACAUUGGACAUUGUUAAGGUUCAGCUGGACAGGGUGCUGGGCCAUCCUGUCUAGACUGUGCUCUUGCCAUGAAAGGUUGGACCAGAUGAUCCUUGAGGUCUUUUCCAACCUGGCAUUCAAUGAUUGAACAUACACUCACAGAAAUUCCAUGACUGUACUUGACAUUCCUAAAUAGAAAGUGUCUAUUCUUAGCUCUUCAGUUUUCUGAACGCUUUCAUCUUACAACAUGCCGAAUGUUAAAACACUGCAGCUGCAGUAAUUUUUUCAGUACUUCUGCCACUCUUCUGGCAAUGCCACACUACUAGUGUUAUAAAGAUACAAAUAUUUCACAGAAUCACAGACAAAACUUUCAGCUGGAAUUCACCUGUGGCAGUCACCUGGUCCUGCCCUCUGCUGAAGAAAGGCUACUGCUGCUGGCAGAGCAGGCUGCUCAGGGCCUCACACAGCUGGAUUUUGACCAUUUCCAUCAGGAACAAGGAACCCCUAACCCCUCUGGGCCCUGUUCCAUUAUUUGACCACCCUCACUGUGAGAAUUUUUCUUCCUAAUACCUAGUUAUCUCUGUGGUAGCUUGUUUCUUUAUCCAUGUGAAAAUUCUUGAAGUAGACAACUGCUAGUCUAGCACGCUGUGACAGAAAGACAAGCUCACACAGUCCUAGGUGCAUCAGCAAACCUGCAGGCAGCCUCCCUGCUGUGCACCUCAGCUCCAGAGCACCUACUGCACUUUAGAAUCAGGGUAGCAAACAGUUUUGCUCUCAAACAUCCCUUCUUAAUGUCUCCCCUUGGAGACAUGAUGGUAGA
This is a messenger RNA of Apus apus (common swift), 2334 nucleotides long. RefSeq names its product heme-binding protein 2-like. The record is from RefSeq and is a predicted model, not a curated record. The coding region runs from base 1 to 810 and encodes 269 amino acids. NCBI's taxonomy places the organism in Eukaryota, Metazoa, Chordata, Aves, Apodiformes, Apodidae. The transcript has 5 exons.